Molecule: messenger RNA, 1688 nt
Organism: Pocillopora meandrina
Lineage: Eukaryota; Metazoa; Cnidaria; Anthozoa; Scleractinia; Pocilloporidae
Source: the annotation of a GenBank genome assembly
AUGCCAACACUUCAUCAGGCAAUAAUUCGUCGUAAUCAACAACAAGUACGUCUUCUAACAAAUGUGGGAUGCAACGUCAAUAAACUCGAUUCGCGCAUGUGCACGCCGCUACGCCUUGUCUGCGAUCUUGACAAUGAAUUCUUAAGGGUGUCUUUGGGGCGUAUUUUGCUACGACAUGGGGCCGGAGUGGAGCAUAAAGACGAAUUCGGUAUCUCAGUUUUUAGUUACUGUUGUAUGAAGCAGUGUAUUAAGUUAGUUUCAGUCAUGAUAGAGAAGAGAGAGAUUCCGUGGCUUGAUAAAGACUGCAACGGAAACACAGCUUUGCAUCAUGCGUCUGCUUCAGGAAAUCUUGGGAUAACACGAAUGAUUCUUGAACAGAUGAGGAAAUACGGUUUGGAUAUUGAUCAGAGAAACGACUUGGGUGAAACUCCACUGAUAUUAGCAGAAAGAAUGGGGCAUAUCCGAUGUGCACAGUUGCUCCGAGAAUGUGGUAAAGCGAGCACUGCUGCACGUGAUAAUCACGUUUUAAAAAAUGCUGACGAAUGGAGAAGAACGAGGACAACACGUGCAUCUCAGAAGCUAUCACCUUACUUUAGGUACUCCAGUCCAUAUUCAUCAAUAACGCCCAUUUUUGAUAUUAUAAAACCAAAACUAACGUAAUCACAACGGCCAAUUAAAAAGGAAAAAAAUUAACACAGUUGUGAUUACGGGCAGAAAACGGCUUAGUUUCUGGUUCAUGGAAGAUCAUAGUAAUUCUACUUUGGUUUCUCUUUGUUUAGCGCAAAGUUCCCAGAAGUGGCAAAACAGCUCACGAUUACUGUUCACAUUAAAAGAUCAGCAGCAUUUCAGGCGAGAAUGUCGGCACAAGACAAGCUUGACAAACCCCAUAAGCUUCUUGAUCGUACUGGUAAGUUACACCAAGUUAAAGUUCUGUUCAGAUUGAAACACAUAAUAAACCUGGUAAUAUCACCUGAGGACGCUAACAGUCUGAGUUGAGUUUGUCAAGAGAGCUAGACAGCAUGGAAUUGCGAAGUUUAAGUGUAAUUAACGUCUAUGUUAACGGUGGCAACUUUAGUUCGUUCAUAAUACAUCGGUAGAAUAUUAUACAGCGCUUUUGACUCAGAGUCAUGAAACCCAAAACCAAAGUAAUCACCGUGGCCAACAACAUUUAAAUUACACAAGGAGCCAAUCAGACUCGAUCUGUAGCGCGGGAAAACGCAGGUGACCAGUUAACGAUCAGACUUUCGCCUGAUUGGACGAGAGAAUAGAGCAGGUUUCCUGAACCACUCAGAGGGCAAACAAAACUUUGACAUUUCCGCAUUAUUUUCCAAACUCAGUUCAAAAGUAUAACUAUAGUUAAUUUGUUCACAGGAACACUAGUGACAAAAGAUGCUUUGCCGACUCUGUUAAAAUUACAAAAAGAACAACAGAUGGACACUUUCCGCCCUUCUGCCAAGCUUCCACCCUGUAAAGUCCAAAACACAGAAGAGUUCAGGGACUCCUCUGGAGAUGACCAUAGUCAGUCGAGAGCUGAUCAAAUUGCUCCAAGACUGAAGAGAAAGGCUUUCUCAUAUGCUGGGCUGCCUGUGCUAGCCCAACAACGGUUUGCAGCAAGGAUUAAAAAACAUUCUGCUCAGCGUAUAACCGUUUCUAAAACUGUUGACGAGGAACAGCAUGCUCCGAAAUGA